AUGGUGGUUCUUGGUUAUGAUGUGGCUAACAUUCUUAAGCAAGUGAGAUGUCUUAAAAAACUCGGUCCCAUCGGCGCAACUGUGCCAAUAUUCGCGAUCAUUCGGGAGCCAGAGGUGACCAUAAGUGGAGAAGUUAUUGCAUGUACGACCAAGUUCAAAUAUUUGGGAUCGGUGAUUCAGACUAAUGGGGAGAGUGAUGGAGACAUUACUGAUCGUAUACAAGUAGAUUGGCUUAAGUGGCGAGCAGCAAUCGGGGUGCUGUGUGAUAAAAAGUUCCCGAGGAGAUUAAAAGGUAAAUUUUAUCGCGUUGCAAUUAGGUCGGCGUUGUUAUAUGGGACAGAAUGUUGGCCCGUAAAGAAGGUUUUCGAAACGAGAAUGGAAGAUAAAAACCAGGAGUUCAGGGAGAAGUUAAGGAUUGCACCUCUCUCCGCAAAGAUGUGGGAGAAUAGGUUGAGGUGGUUUGGGCAUAUGCAGAGAAAGAUACAUGACGCCCCAGUAAGAAGGAUCCAAUGCAUCAUAGUGGAGGGUAAGAGAAGUCGAGGAAGACGUAGGAGACCGUGGGAGGUACAAAUUAAAAGAGACAUGCAUAAACUUCACCUCUCCAAGGACCUAACCAGGGAUAGGGGCAGUUGGUGGCGCCUUAUCCACGUCUUAGAUUACUAA
This is a messenger RNA of Amaranthus tricolor (Joseph's coat), 663 nucleotides long. RefSeq lists its product as uncharacterized. The transcript is spliced from 4 exons. NCBI's taxonomy places the organism in Eukaryota, Viridiplantae, Streptophyta, Magnoliopsida, Caryophyllales, Amaranthaceae. The record is from RefSeq and is a predicted model, not a curated record. Bases 1 to 663 code for a protein of 220 amino acids.